GCACUCUGGUGUUCUACGUCCUCCGGUCCUCAUUAUCCCAGUCGCGGGGAUGGACUUGUAUGUGCCUUUUGUACCGCCCCAGGGGUUCGUGCCUCAUAGUACAGGGUUUGACCCGGAUCUUCACAGUUCCCCUUCUGUCCGUCCUACCUUUAAAAUUCGUGUUGGUGUUUCUGGGGGGAUUGACUACGAAGGUUUACAGCGGCAUAUCCACGGGCUGGGAGGUGACAGUUUGAGUCAUCGUAUUGGAAGCUCUUCGAUUGCACAUGCAUUGCCAUCUAUGGCAGUGUUACACGGAAACGAGGUGCAUCGGUCAUAUCCGGUUGAAUUGAACCCGCAGUUGCAUGCACAGCGUCAGCGCGAGCAACAGUAUUCACUGUCGUUGGGUUUGCACCCUUCAAUUCACCGUCCGCCACUGCAGGAUGUUAUACAUCCUCCAUACUUCGCAUCGCAGAGCACGACUGGCAGCAUCACGAUACCUCAUCCCCAUCCACACAACUUGGAUGGGUCAUUGCUUCCUAUAACAGUGGCUGGUGUGCGGGGUGUUCAAUGUUUGUUGCCAACAUGUGAAUUUCGGCAGCCCCCCACAACGUUCGUGCAUUCACAUCACGCAGUUUCCCAACCUUCACCGUCGCACUGUGCACGCAUAGAUUCCCUGUCUGCAAUGUAUGGUCAACCCUGCGGACCCUCAUUGGGAGUGAACGUACCUUUCUGCCAUCCAGAAGGCGUGCCAUCUAUUGUCGCAGCUGGGGCGAUUGAUAAUUGUCCCUCACAGGUUCCGAGCAAAGCGGUGCAAGUGGGAGUUCCUGAUAGGACGGGAAAGGGGUCAGCUUAUCCGCAAUGCGCAGAUGCUUUCAUCGUCGGUCCUGGCAAUAACGCUAUCGCGGGAGCUGGUCUUUGCACAUCAGCGGUGGCAACAAUGCCAGGCGGUUUCACAUCAUCGCAACCAUCACAUUCUAAAUCACGUCCUAAAUCAGAUGGGCGCAUACGGAGAGGAAAGGAUUCCAUUCCUGCUGGACGGCCUCCGAACAGAGAAAAUGAAACUACUGCUGCCAUCGAAGAUCUUAAUGCUCCUCGGGAAGGCCAGGAUGUUUCACAUAGUGCAUCUGUGGGGGCCGGGGAAGGUGGUGGGCAGGCAGAUCCAGGCAUUGGUGGGGAUAUUGGGUUGGAUGCUGUUGCUUCUCAAGAUGAAUGUAAUGUGCGUGGCGGUGGACGUGGGAGUGAUACUCAUGUAGGUGGUGAUGUGGGAGGGUCGGGUGACGGCAUUGCCCGACGCAGUUCUCAUGUCGGUAUGCCUGAUGACGGUGUUGGUGUAGUGGGGAAAGGUGGGGCCAAGCAUCUGGUGGGAAGUGACAAAGUUGCGAAGACGCAGGUAAAAACUCCGAAAUGGAAAGAUGAUGAGACAGUUCUACUCGUUACACUGAGGUGUGAGUUCAAGGUGCCACCUGGAGAGUCUGUACAUUAUCAGCCACAGGACCUCCUCCGUGCAAGCACGGAUUCGAACCGGCGCCCUCAGCGUCAAGAGCCGAGUCUCUUAUCCACUACAGCCAUGACACGGUGUACACAAGUGGAUCCAUGCCGGUCGUGAUAUCCACCCCACCCCUGCAUGGCUGUAGUGUCCUUCAACUCACACACACGCACACACAACACCACACAAGGCAUCCGCCACAUAGGCAGUAGUCGCACACUCCACUCUCAUCCAGCACAACUGCUUAUCCAACGGUUUUAUCCACGGGCCACCACAUCCAAGUAUGAUUUCUGGGCUGGUUACCCGGUUGAAGUACAGUCUGUACAUUAUCAGCCACAUGACCUCCUCCGUGCAAGCACGGAUUCGAACCGGCGCCCUCAGCCUCAAGAGCCGA
Messenger RNA from Chara braunii, 1859 nucleotides. The record is from the annotation of a GenBank genome assembly. NCBI's taxonomy places the organism in Eukaryota, Viridiplantae, Streptophyta, Charophyceae, Charales, Characeae.